AUGGAUGAAGAAGUGCUUGUGUACCUAUAUACCCUCUUUUGGACCUGGGACAAUACUCUCACCAAAAUCAUUCACGAGGCCAUGCUCGUGGACGACCUGCGUACUGGACUUGACGGUGUAGCCACCCUCAAAGAGGCAGGCCAAAUUGAAUUCUGCUCAGAAUAUCUCAUCAACUCAAUUUUAGCCCUUUCUACUAUUUAUGUACUCCAGAGCGACCUUUGCAUAACCCCGACCGGGCGCGUCUUCGCUGAUGAAGCCCUUCGUUUGCUCGAAGUUGAAGAAACAAAGCCCUCUCUACCCUUUCUGCAAGGCACUGCUAUAUUAGCAGUUUAUAAAUUAAGUAUUGGCGAAACGGCCACCGCCACUUAUCUUUUGGAGAAACUCCAUCUGCUGCCCUCUCCUAUGGAAUGGCUAGCAGCUUGUCCUUUACCAAACGACAAUACUGCGUCCUUGCGUGCGCAGGAUACAAGAACAGCCAUAGCUUGUAUUUGGGGUUUCUACUGUCUCGACGCCAAACUCGGACUAUUGCUUAAUCGGCAGAUGGUGCUUCGGAAGCCGCUGUUGGCAGAAAGAAUAAGCGAUGGAGCCGACUCGCAUCGCAGGCUGUGGCUCCCUCAUCCUCUGUCGUCGCCUUCCUGUUUGUCAUACUCUGCAGAGGCAUUCGUUGCCGACUGUGCCUUUGCCGAGCUGGCGAGGGAGGCGUUGCUUCAAAUAUCAGCGAACCGGGCAUGUCUCGUCCCGGAUUACAGUAGCACCAAGGACCUGUCAUACCGGAUGAUCAAAGCAAAGGUGUCGAUGGGUGAGAUGGUCAAAGGUGAUGGCCAUCACCUCCCGCGACGAAUGUUUCUCUUCCUGUCCUACUAUACAACGAGCAUUAGGCUACUUGAACCUUUCGUCCAACUAUCCUUUCUCGGCUUCGAAGGUGGACAGACAGCAGCGUCGCUCUCCUUGGCGAAUAGUAAUGCCAUCGUGUCGACACUCUGGAAUUACAGAACCGCAUUUGGGAUGCGGCACGAGUACUGGAUGCUGUACGCCUGUCAGGUUGCAGCUAUGGCUAUGCUAGUUCACCCUCAAUCGAUGUGCCUACAGGGAGAGUCCUUUGUGCGGGUGUGCCAACUCCUCACUAGCAUAGCAGAAAAACUGCCGAUGGCUGACGUUGGUGUCUCUGUGCUGAUAAGGUUUAUAUCGCUCAAAGAUAUUGACAUCCCAGCUGAGGCUCGCCAGCUUUUGAAUGCUGGCCGCCAGGGUGAGGAAUCAAACUACGAAAUCCACUGA
This is a messenger RNA of Beauveria bassiana ARSEF 2860, 1275 nucleotides long. Its product is annotated as fungal specific transcription factor, putative. The record is from RefSeq and is a predicted model, not a curated record. Lineage: Eukaryota; Fungi; Ascomycota; Sordariomycetes; Hypocreales; Cordycipitaceae. The transcript has 4 exons. Bases 1 to 1275 code for a protein of 424 amino acids.